AUGGCACAAAAAUUUUUUGAUUCCCUUGAAUACAAAUCAAACUUAGAAAAUAUCAAUACAGAAAAGGCCGCUUUCCUAAAGGAAUUUGAAUUACAAUAUGGUUACGGCGGUAAAAUAGAUCAGAUACGGGAAGAAGAAUAUCCUCAACUUAACGGGGCCAUUUUUCUUGACCAUUCCGCGACAACCACUUAUGCCAAAAGCUCUCUUACAUCUUUUACUACUGACCUUACUAAUAACCUUUAUGGUAAUCCUCACGCGAACUCACCUAGUUCGCAACGGUGUAAUCAAAGGUUAGAUCAAAUCCGUGAUCGAGUUCUUAGACAUUUUAAUACCAAUCCGGAUUACUAUCAAGUUAUAUUCACCCAAAAUGCCACGGCUGCUAUCAAAUUAGUUGGUGAAAUAUUCCCAUGGACAUCGGGCCAAAGUUCUUAUAAGUACUUGAGGGAAUCCCAUAACAGUAUCAUUGGGUUAAGAAGAUUUGCCGAAGAAAUCAAUGCUCAAAGUAUUCAAGCGAUAACGGAGGAUGAUUUCUUUUCCGUAUUUGAUAGUGAUUCAGUAAGGCAAACCAAAUACUUACCACGUGAUAACCACAAUAAUAUAACGUAUAACCUCUUCGCUUAUCCAGCACAGUGUAAUUUCUCUGGAAUAAGGUUUCCUUUAACAUGGACUUGUGAAAUAAAAAAAUUUAAUAAUAAAAAUAACGAUUCAAAGACUUUAGUAUUAUUGGAUGCUGCUGCUUAUAUUUCAUCGUCUUUGCUAUCGUUAUCCGAAGUAGAUACAUCUCCAGAUUUUAUUACUAUUAGUUUCUAUAAGAUGUUUGGUUAUCCUACUGGAUUAGGAGCAUUGAUAGUAAAGAGUGAAUUAGAACCAAUAUUGAGAAAGAGGUACUUUGGUGGUGGCACUCUGGAUUCAAUUGCUUAUGAUAGACCGUGGCAGAAAUUUCGUAAAUCAUUACAUGAACGUUAUGAAGAUGGCACAAUUAAUUUCCUUGAUAUUAUUGCUUUAGAUCACGCGUUUGACGCAUCGGAACGUCUAUUUAAUAACUUCAAUUUUAUCAAAAGUCAUGUCACCUCUUUAAUGAUUUAUCUCAGUCGAAAUAUGAAAUCUCUACAACAUUACAAUGGGCGAUCAGUUUGUGUUGUCUACUCAAAUAAUGAUUUCUCAGAUAAUACAUUUCAAGGUCCUGUUUUCAGUUUUAAUGUAAAACGUGCAGAUGGAUCUUGGGUUGGAUACCUUGAAUUAGAAAGGUUAGCAAGUGUUAAUGGUAUUCACAUUAGAUCAGGCAUACUCUGUAAUCCCGGUAGUGUUGCGAGGUGGAUAAAAUUAUAUCCUGAAAACAUCAUAGAUAGCUUUGCUAGUGGUAAAACAUGUCACGAUGAGCAAGAUAUGUGGGAUGGAAAACCAGCGGGAGCAGUUCGGAUUUCUGUUGUUCCAAUUAAAUCAUGUCAUGGAUUUAACAUUUCACCAUUUACUUCAUGGCCUAUAACUAGCCAAGGGUUGUUGUAUGAUCGUGAAUGGAUGUUGAUAGAUGCAGGGAAAGGAAAAGCAUUAAGUCAGAAAAUUCUUCCUCGAAUGACUUUAAUUCGUCCAGUUAUUUUAAGAGAUAAAGGGUUACUUUUAGUAUCAGCUCCUGACCGGGACCCAUUGUACAUUAAUUUGGAUCCCGAAGGAGUCGAACUUUCCACGUAUUCUUCACAAGUUUGUGGUGACAAAAUUCAGGCAUAUAUAUAUACAUCACCAGAAAUUAGUGAAUGGUUUUCGUCUUUUCUUGGCUUAUCCUGUCGACUAGCGCGACAUGCAUCUAUGACAAAUGACUGCUUAAUGCAGCGUCGUUUUAUCAAACCACACCUUGACGCGUCUGAAAAUGCGCCUCUGUCUUUAUCAAAUGAAUCACCGUUUUUAAUGAUUUCGCAUUCAAGCGUUGAUCAUGUUAAUAAAAAAAUCAAAGAAGAAGGAAAUCGUGAAGUGAAACCGGAUUGCUUUCGUGGAAAUUUUUUAAUUAAUGGAGCAACGGAAUUCGAUGAAGAUCAAUGGAAAAUGGUUCGAUUCGGUGGACAAGUUUUUAAAAUCAUUGGUCCGUGCAGGAGAUGUCGUAUGGUUUGUAUAAAUCACGAGAAUGCUGAAGUAACUAAAGAGCCAUAUUCUACGUUAGCUCGCUGUCGACGAUUCAAGGGCAAGAUAUAUUUUGGACAUCACAUGGUUCAUGUUCCUGAUCUUUCAAAGAUACCUUAUGUAAUUGAGAGCGGUUCAUCAGUUCAAAUUGAAUAUAUCAAUUAA
Molecule: messenger RNA, 2277 nt
Organism: Funneliformis mosseae
Lineage: Eukaryota; Fungi; Glomeromycota; Glomeromycetes; Glomerales; Glomeraceae
Source: the annotation of a GenBank genome assembly